GGCAAAUAUUUACAUAAAUCGUGAGAUUACGUGUCGUAAAAAGGAUAUUAGAGUUAAAAACAAGGAACAAAUAAACAGCACGAGUGUGUCAACUAUAUGCCUAUAUCAUUUCGGACUAUCUGUUCUGGCUGAAGGAGCUGAAAGCAAAACAGAGAAAGUAUUGGUUUAGCUGACAAAUGUGUCAUAUGGUUGAUUAUUACUGUGCAGUUUGCUGAAGGCUUAUCUUUUACUCUGUCAGCAUCGCGAGUAAAAUUAGAAACUACAGGAACGUUGAAAAUGGCAUGUAAUGUUACCGAAAGAGAUGCAUCUUUGAUAUACAACAUUCAAAUACGGAGAGAAACCGAUCCAGGAUCAAAGUACACAUGGGAAACCAUCGCAGAAAUUGACGCAGGUGUGACCGAAGUUCCAGUUUUAGAUAGAGACAUUGUAAAUGACAAAGGCUUUGUUUUACGAGGUGUAAUUGAUAAAGAUACUCCAAUUAACACGUAUUUAACAUUAGAUAUGAAUAAAGAUAAACUGACAUAUAGUGACGCCAGAGACUACAGAUGUGAGCUUACCUACAAAAGUAACAUAACUGACAGCGUUGUCUCUGUUGAAAGAAAUGCCACUCUUUCAAUUUUAUCUGAAGGCUUAUCUUUUACUCUGUCAGCAUCGCGAGUAAAAGUAGGAACUACAGGAACGUUGAAAAUGGCAUGUAAUGUUACCGAAUUAGAUGCAUCUUUGAUAUACAACAUUCAAAUACGGAGAGAAACCGAUCCAGGAUCAAAGUACACAUGGGAAACCAUCGCAGAAAUUGAAGCAGGUGUGACCGAAGUUCCAGUUUUAGAUAGAGACAUUGUAAAUGACAAAGGCUUUGUUUUACGAGGUGUAAUUGAUAAAGAUACUCCAAUUAACACGUAUUUAACAUUAGAUAUGAAUAAAGAUAAACUGACAUAUAGUGACGCCAGAGACUACAGAUGUGAGCUUACCUACAAAAGUAACAUAACUGGCAGCGUUGCCUAUGUUAUAAGAAAUGCCAGCCUUUCAAUUGUAUCUGACGAUGACCACGACAAAAUGCAGCCGGACACAAGGGGUAGCUUGGCGUAUGAUUACAAAACCAAAUUAGUGAUUGUUACUGUUAGUCUAGGAGUGACAAUUAUGAUCGUAGCGAUAGGGUAUGCAAGGUACAGGACAAGAGCAGGAGGAUCAAUUGAUGAAUGUCUACACCUGGACCCGUCAUCACACCCUACAAACGACUGUACUACCCCUCUUCCUCUUGCGAGUGAUCAAAACAAUGAACUGACAGCUAAAAGUUGAAAAACAGCAAUUUAAAGUGACUGAUUUGCUUUGAAG
Molecule: messenger RNA, 1332 nt
Organism: Mercenaria mercenaria
Lineage: Eukaryota; Metazoa; Mollusca; Bivalvia; Venerida; Veneridae
Exons: 8
Coding region: 277-1296 (339 amino acids)
Source: RefSeq, a predicted model, not a curated record